Molecule: messenger RNA, 1210 nt
Organism: Prinia subflava (tawny-flanked prinia)
Lineage: Eukaryota; Metazoa; Chordata; Aves; Passeriformes; Cisticolidae
Gene: AP1S3
Product: adaptor related protein complex 1 subunit sigma 3
Exons: 5
Coding region: 208-762 (184 amino acids)
Biological process (GO): intracellular protein transport; vesicle-mediated transport
Cellular component (GO): AP-1 adaptor complex; membrane coat; intracellular membrane-bounded organelle
Molecular function (GO): clathrin-cargo adaptor activity
Source: RefSeq, a predicted model, not a curated record
GCGGGGCGAGCGGGGUCGGGCCGGGCCGGGCGGGAGCAGCCCCCCGUGCCCCGCCGGAGCCCCCGGCCCCUCGACGGGCGCGUUGUCAGGGCGCGGAGCGAGGCCGGGGGAGCGGGGCUGCCCCGCGCCCCUCGGCACCGGCUGCGCCGGCACGCUGAGAGCCAUUGCCAGGCGGGUUCCGACGAGGGUUGCACCUGUUCGGGGGAAAUGAAAGUUUUGCUCUUUUCCGUUUUGUUUUCCGACCCUCGGGAUGAGCUUGGGUCACGCCGAGAGCCUUUCGCAGACAACCAGGAAAACAAGAUACACUUUAUACUGCUGUUCAGUCGGCAGGGGAAGUUAAGGCUUCAGAAAUGGUACACGACGCUACCUGAUAAAGAGAAGAAAAAGAUCAUUCGAGAAAUUGUUCAGAUUAUUUUGUCUCGCAAUCAAAAAACAAGUAGUUUUGUUGACUGGAAAGACCUCAAGCUUGUUUACAAAAGGUAUGCUAGUUUGUAUUUCUGCUGUGCAAUAGAAGACCAGGAUAAUGAACUUCUGACACUAGAGGUCGUUCAUCGAUAUGUGGAACUCCUGGACAGAUACUUUGGAAAUGUGUGCGAGCUGGAUAUUAUCUUUAAUUUUGAGAAAGCUUAUUUUAUUCUUGAUGAGUUUAUAAUUGGUGGAGAAGUACAAGAGACUUCAAAGAAGAUUGCAGUGAAAGCCAUAGAAGACUCUGACAUGUUGCAGGAGACAGUGGAAGAAUACAUGAACAAGCCUGCAUUUUAAUGUUAAACUACCUGGAGAGAAAACUGCUGUAUGCACCUCUAAAGUGCACUUCCUGAAAUUGCUUCCCAAUGUGCCAGAUCCUCAGAGAAAUACCAAAAACCAGUAACUGAAGGGGUUUGUUUGUAUAAUGGUGAAGAUGAAGGUCAGCUAAUGUAGCAAAGGGUUUAACAAUUCUGUGCUUUGCGUUACUCUGUAUAUGAGUUUCUCAGAGUUGUUAUUACCUCAGUCUAGUUUCUCUUCUCCUUGCUGGACCCAGCUCUCAUUUUGCACCCCGUCUUUUAGCUACGGGUUUUGUCAUCACAAAAUGUUCCUCUGACAAUACUUUGAAGAGGUAUUUUUACUAGUUUUGUUCACUGCUGACUGUAUGACUCUACUUUUGUACAAAUGUCCAUUAUUUUGAAUGUAAUGGUUAUUCUGCUGUAAUAAUAAUUUUUUUCUAAAAGCCAAA